Messenger RNA from Trichobilharzia regenti, 534 nucleotides. The record is from the annotation of a GenBank genome assembly. NCBI's taxonomy places the organism in Eukaryota, Metazoa, Platyhelminthes, Trematoda, Strigeidida, Schistosomatidae.
AUGGAACUAACUAACCUUGGAAAAUGUCCUAUAAAUGGUUCACCGCGGGAAAUUGCUGAUUAUCUUGAAUGCUUCGAUGCAUGGUGCAUUUCAAAGAAUGUUCGGGAUGACAAAAUUCCAGCUCAUUUCAUUACUGCUAUUGGGAUAGAUGUGUAUAGCCUACUGAAGACUCUGUCGUUUCCAGAUGAACCCAUUUCUCUGGUCCGUGAACUCCUGAUAGGUCACUUCCAUAUAAAUACUUUUGAGACACAAGAGAGGGCCCAUUUCAACAAACUGGUUCGUACUCCCAACGAAAAGAUUAGAGGCUUUAUUCUCCAACUUCAAAUACAAGCUUCAAAGUGCAACUUUGGAGAUCAGCUGCAUACUCAACUACGUGAUCGUCUAAUUGCUGGAAUCAAUAUUCCUAAGUUAAAGAAAGAGUUAAUUCAGAUUCCUUCCUGCACUUUUCAAACUGCUAAAGAUUUAUGUAUUACAUAUGAAGAUGUCAAUAAUGAAUACUCUGCUCCCACUACUUCAGUAUCUGAUGCUUUCUAA